AUGUGGGACAGAGCGGAGCCUCCUUCUUCACCUCAAUACUAUCGUCGCAUGCCUACAUCCGCAAUAUCCAUCGUAGAGGAGUCGGAUGGACCGAAAGAGGAAUCUGAGCCAGUCUUUCAGCAUAGUGAUUUAAACAGUGUUUCAGCAAUUCGAGAUGGACCGCCAGAUGACCCUAUGCUGCACGUCCAGUGUGGCAAAUUGGAUAUUGUGUCAGACUUCCAAGAAGGACCUUCAGAGGUCCCUAUGCCAGAGCUAGAUGAACAAGAUAUGGGCGGUUCAGACAACCAACCCCCCACCCUAAUACUACUUCAAAGCAGUUACACAACUGUGCCCACACGAGAACUGAAUGGAGGGCAGUACAUAUUACCAAAUAACACUAAGCAGACACUACUAAGUAAUAUGGGUUCCUGCUAUCCUCAAGGUGAAGAUGUUUGCUUUGUGUACUCCACGCCACCUGAACUGAAUACAGGCGAUUGGAAUGGUACGCAAUCCCUUCCUUCUCCGAUCCCUCUACCGCUUCCUGAUACCGGUCCCGUCAAUGAACCCACAGGAGAACAGACUAGAGCACCUAUAACCAGCAGACGGAGGAGGGUGCGCUAUGAAGACUGGCAAAUUGAAAUUCUGACAAGAGAAUUUGAAAGAAACCACAGACCGAGUAGUUCGGUUUACGCUCGCAUUGCUGAUGCAACCAAUGUGUCGACGAGAAACGUAUUCACACCUCGAAAGGAAGAGAUGAGCGACCAUAACACGGGUGUUUGCAAGGCAUUUGCGAAACCCUCAUGGACAGGAAAAGGGGAGCCGAACCAGUUGGUAAUCAAGUGCACAUACGCCGCAUCACCUCCCUCUCCAUCCCCUGCCCUGCCACCCUCCCUUUCGCCCUCGCACACCUGCAAGCCCAACGAGGGUCAGCUGGCCAAAAGACAAAAUGACGACUUUAGUGUUACAGGAAUCUGUAAAUAUGCUGAUGAUGUGGCAGAUGGGAACCAUGAACUAAACUUGCACGACUGCUCGACACCUCGAAAAGUUGCCAUCUCCUGGGCCCAGAGAUAA
Molecule: messenger RNA, 1050 nt
Organism: Echinococcus granulosus
Lineage: Eukaryota; Metazoa; Platyhelminthes; Cestoda; Cyclophyllidea; Taeniidae
Exons: 9
Coding region: 1-1050 (349 amino acids)
Molecular function (GO): DNA binding
Source: RefSeq, a predicted model, not a curated record